Messenger RNA from Danio aesculapii, 1163 nucleotides. RefSeq names its product reticulocalbin 2 (gene rcn2). Gene Ontology annotation, molecular function: calcium ion binding. Gene Ontology annotation, cellular component: endoplasmic reticulum. Bases 60 to 1028 code for a protein of 322 amino acids. NCBI's taxonomy places the organism in Eukaryota, Metazoa, Chordata, Actinopteri, Cypriniformes, Danionidae. The transcript has 8 exons. The record is from RefSeq and is a predicted model, not a curated record.
AAAUUCCGACGAUGAUCGAAGCGCAGAAGAGAGAGUCCAGAAGAUGACCGAAGCGCACCAUGGCAACAAGCUCAGCUGAAAACUUUAGCAGUCCACCUCACAAAAGUUUAAAGAUCAGAUACACCUUUCUCUUAUUGCUGGUGGCUUGUGUAUCAGGAGCUGUUGAAAACAGCGAGGAUCAUGUUUUCAAACAUAACCAUGAACAUAAUGCAAAUACAUUCCUUGGCUCUGAGGACAAAGAUGAAAUACAGAAACUCAGUCCAUCUGAGCAGCGCAAGCGGCUGGUGGAGAUAGUGAAGAAGAUUGACACCAACUCUGAUAAAUAUCUGACUCCAGAGGAGAUCACAGUAUGGAUACAGAGGGUGUACAGAAAAUAUGCACUGGACGAUGCUGAGGAGCGCUUUCCUGAGUUUGACUCCAACAGUGAUGGCUUGGUAUCUUGGGAUGAAUAUAAUGUUGUCAUGCACGGUCAUAUUGUGGAAGUGGAUGCAGACGCUGUACUUGAAGACCCAGAGGAAGAGUCUCUCAGAUUUCUCCACGCAAAGGAAAAAAGACGUUUUGAUUUUGCCAAUAUGGAUGGAUCAUCUGGUCUGAAUCUAACAGAGUUCCUUGCAUUUACUCAUCCAUCUGAGGUGGACCACAUGGCUGAUUUUGCCAUUGAAGAUGUGCUAUCUGAAUAUGACAUGGAUAAAGAUGGGUUCAUCAGCUUGAGUGAAUUCAUUGGAGAUCUCAGAACAAAUGAGCAGGACGAGCCGUCACAGUGGGAGAUUGAGGAGACAGUGCGGUUUAAAGAUCUCUAUGACCAGGAUCAAGAUGGAAAGCUCAACAGGGAUGAACAGUUGCGCUGGGUCGCUCCAAAUAGCUAUGGCUCUGCAAGAGAAGAAGCCCUUCAUCUAAUCAAGGAAAUGGACCACGAUGGGGAUGAACGGCUCUCGGAGACAGAGAUUUUAAAAAACCAAGACACAUUCAUGCACAGUGAAGUGACAGAUUAUGGAAGACAGCUUCACGUGCCACAUGAUGAACUGUAAUAGUAUUUUUUUAUAAAUAGUUCUUAUGGUGCCAUGAAGAAAGUUUACUUUUACUGAUUUUUUUUUGUAAGAAAACUGGGCCAAUAGUUAAGUGCAAAAUGCUAAUAAAAGUUGCCAGUGGUAAAUGUAUCCCAU